GGCAAGAAGGUUGAAAAGAAUAGUAAGCCCAUGGCUGCCCGCUGUCUCCUCCUCGCCGCCGCCGCCGCAGUCUUCAUCUCUCUCUGCGCCGUGGCAGCUGGUCAGGACGCGAAGGUCUUCCGGCCGUGGCAGCCGGCCGACGAUGGAGCGGGAGCUGGAAGAGGGCGACUUCUUCGACGACGAGCCGGAGAUGCAAGACGACUUCGAGAAAGGGACCGGGCCGAAGCUGUUCCGCUACGGCGAGCUCGCCAUUGCCACCGACGACUUCUCGGAUGACCACAAGCUCGGAGAAGGCGGGUUCGGGUCGGUGUACAGAGGAUUCCUCAAGGAAAUGAACCUUGACGUUGCCAUCAAGAAGGUAUCCAAGGGCUCGAAGCAGGGGAGGAAGGAGUACGCCUCGGAGGUGAGCAUCAUCAGCCGGCUGCGGCACCGCAACCUCGUGCAGCUCAUCGGCUGGUGCCACGGCGGCGGCGAGCUCCUCCUCGUCUACGAGCUGAUGCCCAAUGGCAGCCUCGACACGCACCUCUAUAGCGGCGCCGCCGUGUUGCCAUGGCCGCUGCGGCAUGAGAUCGUGCUCGGCCUGGGAUCGGCCCUGCUCUACCUGCACCAGGAUUGGGAGCAGUGCGUUCUCCACAGGGACAUCAAGCCGAACAACGUCAUGCUCGACGCGUCGUUCCACGCCAAGCUCGGCGACUUCGGCCUCGCCAGGCUCGUCGACCACGGCCGGGGCUCGCACACCACGGUGCUCGCCAGCACCAAGGGGUACAUGGACCCGGAGUGCAUGACCACCGGCCGGGCCAGCGCCGAGUCGGACGUCUACAGCUUCGGCGUCGUCCUCCUCGAGAUCGCCUGCGGCCGGCGGCCUAUGGUAACGGUGGCUCGCCGCGGGGAAGAAGACCGGGAAGACGACGUGAUCCACAUCGUGCAAUGGGUGUGGGAGUUCUACGGCAGGGGAGCCAUCCUCGACGCCGCCGACGCGCGGCUCGAGGGGGAGUUCGACGCCCGGGAGAUGGAGGCGGUGAUGGUCGUCGGGCUGUGGUGCGCGCACCCUGACCGGAGCCUGAGGCCGUCCAUCAGGCAGGCCGUCAACGUCCUGCGGCUCGAGACGCCGCUGCCGAGCCUGCCGGCGAGGAUGCCGGUGGCGACCUACAUGCCACCACCUGACGCUUUCUACUACACAUCUUCGGUCGCGACGACUGGCGGCGGCAGCAGCACCAUCACUGGCACCGGCACCACUGUGUCCAGCACGACAGAGACGUCAAUCCUGCUGAAAUGACUUUUGCAUUGCGCCAUACAAAAUGCAGCAUCAAAUUUAUUAUGACGAUUUUUUACUAUCAGUAGAUAUUUUUUUACUGCUCUAGUGUAGAACUUAACUGCAGACCAAAUAGAGCGACAUUGGCUGGCAGCAUGUUCUAGGAGCAACUCGAACCGGCUAGGUAUAAUCUUAGCUAAUUUAGAGUUUUAGAGGAUUAAAAAAAUAGAAACUUUAAGAGCAUCUCCAAGACAUUGAGUAAAAAUUCUAGCUAAAUAACUAGGUUAAA
Molecule: messenger RNA, 1541 nt
Organism: Panicum virgatum (switchgrass)
Lineage: Eukaryota; Viridiplantae; Streptophyta; Magnoliopsida; Poales; Poaceae
Product: L-type lectin-domain containing receptor kinase IX.1-like
Exons: 1
Coding region: 143-1276 (377 amino acids)
Biological process (GO): protein phosphorylation
Cellular component (GO): plasma membrane
Molecular function (GO): protein kinase activity; ATP binding
Source: RefSeq, a predicted model, not a curated record